UUUAUAAUACUUAAUAUGUUUGGUACUGAGAAAAUAGCUAUAGAUGUAAUGGAGAUUUAUAGGUUAGGUAAAUAUUUUUUCGUUGUAAAUAUACUAAACAAUAUCUAUCGAUGUUGUUGAAGUUAAUGUGUGUCGAUAGUAGUCGAUAUUGACUGCGCCUGGUUUGGAAAUCUAGCAUGAAGACGGUUUCUUGUACAAUCAUGAAAGUGCCUUCGUAAUUUAACUGUAUUGUAUAAUAAGUGUGGUGAUGUGUACAGAUCUGUCGACUUUAGCGUAGGGCUGAGUAUCGUCAUAUGUCCGUUUUCGUUACGUCAACAUUUUAACUGUUAUUUCGUGUAAUGUGUUCACGACUCUUUUCACUCCUACUCCACUGAAGAAUUUACCUCAACCAAAAAUUCCCAUCUAUUAUAAAAAUAUUCAAGCAAUACUACCUGGUUUUGUCACUGUCAUAUUUGUCGUUCGGGACAGAAUACAGAUUUUUAAUCUGCAAUGAUAGGAAAGAAACUGAAAAGCAAACAGGUGUCUGUGCAUAGUUUGUUGGCAUCAGGUAGCGGUCCACGUCCUUGUGUUAAAGUUAAGAAGCACUUUGAUACUGUGUUUAAAGUUGGCAGUAGGAAUCUUCGAGAUGGUGUACUUAUACGAUCAAACAUUGUUAGUAACCUGCCAGGCUUUAUAACAAGUGAUUUAGAGGAGCAAGAAGAACAUUCACAGGUGCAACAGCAGACUUCAAAGUCUCAGCCACAAGGCAAUAAAACAAAAUGGAAAUCAUCUGCAGUCCUGAAGAAAACUAAUGGCAAGUUAGCAUCACCUAAUAAUGAAAAAUCGAACACAACAUCAAGAAGAAAACAGAGUGGUAAAAAAGAAGACUUUAAAAUACAGAGAAAAUCCCAUAUUACAUUUACGAAUAAAUCGGCCCUGUCUGGUACUUCAAGAGCCAUUCAAAAAAAAUGUAACGCCUCAACAGUACAACCACUUGGUGCUCGCUUGGAUGUGGCAGCAAUUGCAAGUAAACAAACUUGUGACUUGGAAACUGAUAUUCUAUUUGGCGGUGAACCAUCAUUUCCAUCGAGUGUGAAAAGUGCGUCUGCUGAACAAGACGCAACGAAACAUCUAGUUUCAAGUCAAUCAGCGAGACACAGAUUUUUGCAGAAACAGCGUCAAUGCUCAUUGCGCGCACAUGUUCCUAUUAUACCUGUGAAUCAAUAUUUAUCCCUCAUUAAUAAUGUGGAAUUAUUUUAUAAUAGAAAUAAAACAAAACCAUAUGAAGUCUCUAAAUAUACAGAAAAAAAUGGUAAAGAACAAAGUGACAAACAGAAUGAUGCUGUUGGCACGAUGGGAAACAUACCAAAACCAAAUGUAUUAGAAAGUGGGUGUUUACUGAAUGUGGAGGAACAAACAAGGCUGGUGCAGGAAAUUCAUAUAGAAAUUUGCGAGUGGAGAAAGAAACAGCAUAAUGCAGUUCAGUGUAAUGAUACAAUGUGUAUACCAAAUGUAAGGAGGGGGAGAAAUGAUUCCAAGAAAUUGCACCAAAAUGUGACAGUGUCUGAUGAUCUCAGGGUUAGAAGUUCUAAACAUUAUGAUUCUAAUGAGAACCAGCAUGCAGUAGCAGGUACCAACAACAGCAGUUCAUCAGGAGACCACCGUUAUCCAUCCACUUCAACCACAGCAGCUCCUGGCUUAUUACUACCCCAGCAACAGUAA
Messenger RNA from Zootermopsis nevadensis, 1701 nucleotides. The record is from RefSeq and is a predicted model, not a curated record. Lineage: Eukaryota; Metazoa; Arthropoda; Insecta; Blattodea; Termopsidae.